Molecule: messenger RNA, 1178 nt
Organism: Trichoderma atroviride IMI 206040
Lineage: Eukaryota; Fungi; Ascomycota; Sordariomycetes; Hypocreales; Hypocreaceae
Source: RefSeq, a predicted model, not a curated record
CCACCACUUUAACCAUGUAAACGCAAAAGUCUCCAUCCAUGGACCUUUUCGCAACAGGCUUCAACGCCUGGCACCAGCUCUCCCUCAAUCGCCAAAGCUCAAACGAGGAGGAGGAGCCUCAUGACCUUUACCGCUUUACAAAAGUUCUUUCUGCCGCCACCAUCAAACGACCAGUCGCUCGACUCACUUACACCAUCGUUCACCGCGAUGGAAGUCUCAUCGUCGCCGGCCUAGUCCCCCCCAAGACCGUGGAAACCGAAGCCGAGUUUCUCUACACGUCAGCCGAAGCCGCCACCGGAGAGCUUCUAGCCAUUGUCCACGACAAAGAUGGCGACGACAAUGACGCCAACAACAACAAGCUGGUAAAGUACUCGUCCUUGGCAUCUCAAAGGGCUGGCGCCGAGCCAGAGUCCAUCUUCGACUGCCGCCCUCGAGCCACGCAAGUCGCUGCGUUCAACACCGGCUUCGUCAUCCUCCACUCUGACGGCUCCGUCUCUACGUUUGGGGACUCCCGCUUCGAAGCCUGUCUCGGGAGAGACACUGAUCCGCUAGAUCGACCGUCUGGUAAGCCGGGCCCGGUACCCGACCUCAAUGACAUCGCGUCGGCAGAUGAUCCAAUCAAACUCGUCACCGCCGGCGGAACUGCUGUGGCGGCGCUGACCAGCAACAGCUGUAGCGUCUACGUCUGGGGCUGCUAUCCGCCAUCAGCAGCUUCAAGAGCAUCAGCAUCAGCAUCAUCAGAUAACUCUCAGACUCAUCGUCGAGGACAUGCUUUUCAAGAGCUCUCGGGCGUGCCCAACUAUACAGAGGUCGACGGCGGGAAAGACGUUGUGGAUGUCGCUCUGGGAGAGGCUCAUGCCAUUGCACUGACUACGGACGGGCUCAUCUAUGUCAGUGGCGAGAACAGAAAUGGCCAGCUUGGAUUUGGGAGAGAAGUUGGUAGAGCAGAAACAUGGACAAAUGUUCCAUUCCUAGUUGCAGAUGGUUAUAAGAUUGUGGGUGUGGCGGCUGGUCCACGAGCAUCCUUCAUCCUAACUGCCAAAGCAUAGAUGGGCUUGUCAGUAGAGCCUACUAACAGGGGCAGAAGAGAAUUUAAUAUGGAUAUUUGGAUUGCUCUACUCGGUAGCAUUCUGGUUUGUUUUACUUCAUACUGCAAGGAGCAUUGACGCUUUACUCUU